AUGAGUUCAAAAUCAACCUCUGUUGCUUCUGCUUCUACUAGUGGCUCCAUCUCUGAAAAUGCCACUGUUGAUUCUAAGAUUGAAGUUCCAAAAGAUGAUGCUGAAAUAAUUUGGGAACAUGGAAUUUCAAUUGAUGGUGAAAAUGCAAUCCAAUGCAAGUAUUGUGAUCAAAUAAUAAUGGGUGGGCUAUACAGAUUUGCGAGUCACUUGCUUGGAUCUGAACAUGGUGGUGAAGCUUGUGGUAAAGAUGUUGAUGAUGAGGUGUAUGAGGAUGAGGGCGAGGACGAGGAUGAGGGGGAGGGGAGGAAGUGUGUCGGAGUUGGCAAAAAAAGAAAAGCAAAUAAUGUUGGUGGUGAAAGUUUUGAUUUUGAAGAUAUUUUCAAGAAAAAAAGAGGUGGGUCAAUAGCUAGUGGUGAUAAUAAUAAUAUUGAGGAGGAAGCGUGUCGAGCGAUUGCGAGGUUUUUCUACAACAAUGCAAUACCGAUGAAGGCGGUGAAGAGUAUGGAGUUUGUUCAAAUGUGUGCUAUGGUUUCGAGAUGUGGUGUAGGGUUUGUGCCGCCAUCUUUUGAUGAGAUUAGAGGGAAGUAUUUGAGGGAAGAAGUUAAGUUGGUGAAUAAAGCUUUGGAAGAUCAUAGAGUUCAAUGGAAGAAAACGGGGUGUUGUGUAAUGGUUGAUGGAUGGACUGACAAGAAGAAGAGGAGUAUAUUGAACUUGUUGGUGAAUAGUGUGAAUGGGACGUUCUUUUUAAAGUCGGUUGAUGCGUCAGAUAUGUUGGAAUCGUCUGAGAAAUUGUUUAAGAUGAUGGAUGAUGUUGUUGAAGAGGUUGGGGAAGAAAAUGUUGUUCAAGUUGUCACGGAUAAUACGGCUUAUUUCAAAGCUGCUGGUGAGAUGUUGAUGGAGAAGAGGACUAGGUUGUAUUGGACACCUUGUGCGACACACUGCAUUGAGAGGAUGUUGGAAGAUUAUGAGAAGAAGAUACCUGUUCAUGAAGAGAUAAUUACAAAGGGUAAAAAAAUUACAACCUUUAUUUAUUCGAGGGCUUCUCUCAUUUCUCUAUUGCAUAAGUUUACGCAAGGAAUAGAUUUGGUGAGACAAGGCAUUACAUGUUGUGCCACGUCUUACUUAACUUUAUACUGUCUUCAUGAGACCAAGGGAGCUUUGAGAACAAUGUUCACAUCCGAGGCAUGGAAGUCUACCCAGUUUGCGAAAACAAGUGGUGGGAAAAUUGCUGAGGAUGUGGUUUUGGACAAGGAGUUCUGGAAAAAUGUUACGAAUUGUUUGAACGGCGCAAAUCCUCUGCUUGAUGUGCUUCGUUUGGUCAAUUCAAUCGAUGAACCAGCCACCGGUUUCAUUUAUGAAGCAAUGGAGAAAGCUAAAGACGAAAUACGAAGGGGUCUUUUCAAAGGUGGCACAGAUAGUUUUAGCUUUAUGCCUCUAUGGGAGAUCAUUGAUGAAAGAUGGGACAAACGACUCCACGGCCCCUUGCAUGCAGCAGGCUAUUUUCUUAACCCUCAGUUUCACUAUAGCCAUAGAUUUAGAGAUGAUGCUGUAGUUAAAUAUGGUCUACACGAUUGUAUAAAAAGGAUGGUGGCUGAUCCCGAAGAAAGAGCUAAAAUUGAAAUUCAACUCGAUGAUUUCGAUAAACGGGCGAACUAUAUGGGUCACCCUGAAGCCAUAAGGACAGCUCGUAUUGAGAUUCCAUCAGUUUGGUGGAGAGCCUUUGGAGAGGGACUACCGGAGCUCCAAAAAUUUGCGUGUCGUGUAUUAAGCUUGACAUGCAGUUCUUAUGGGGGUGAGCGUAAUCGGAGUGCCUUCGAGAUGGUUCAUGCUAAGAGAAGAAACCUUUUGUGGCAAAAGGCUUAUAAUGAUGCUGUCUUUGUCAUGGCUAAUUCAAAAUUGGCUGUAGAGAAAGCUAGAAGGGUUGUUUGGCGAAAUGGAAAAAUUGAAGCUACUCGAUAUCUAAAGUCUCAACGUGAUGUGAUUGCUGAUUUGUAUGAUGAAUAUGGAGUUGGAGACGAAGAUGAAGAUGGAGACGAAGAUGAAGAUCAAAUGGAAGUUUCUGAUUAAAUACCUAGAAUUUGACUAUUAUCGAUGUUUAUCUUGGUACUUGUUAAAUCCUUAAUACUUGCUUAAGGUUUUAAUUUGUGACUUGUGAAUUGUGUUUGGCUUUCUUAUGGGUUUUCACUUGAGUUUAAUGGUAUGCUUUCUUAUUUAUGUUCUA
This is a messenger RNA of Medicago truncatula (barrel medic), 2221 nucleotides long. RefSeq lists its product as uncharacterized. The record is from RefSeq and is a predicted model, not a curated record. Gene Ontology annotation, molecular function: protein dimerization activity. The coding region runs from base 1 to 2067 and encodes 688 amino acids. The transcript has 3 exons. Lineage: Eukaryota; Viridiplantae; Streptophyta; Magnoliopsida; Fabales; Fabaceae.